AUGACCAAGAAUCAAAUGAGGCGCGCAAAGAAGAAGGAACAGAAGAAAGCUCAGGUCGAACCAACUCCAGAACCAGAAGUACAGCCAAAGCUUGAACCAGAGGAAGCUCCAAAACCUGACGCUGAGCCUACCAGGGAAGAGCUCGAUGAGGUCGAGAUUAGUGAAGAUGACCCCAAUUAUGCUAUGUAUAAGGAUAUCCUUGGUCGGUUCGGUGCGACAGCGGAGGAUGAGGCCGCCGAAGCUCUGAAGAAUGGCGAUAAGGGCGAGGUAUUCUACAGCGACGAUGACGAGAUACCAGACGAAGAAGAAGACACCGAAAGAGAACAGAAGCUAUCGAAAAAGAAGAGAAAGGAGCGGGAUAAGCUGUCUGUAGCAGAAUUGAAGGCACUUGUGCAGAAGCCAGAGCUGGUAGAUUGGACCGACACAUCAGCCUCAGAUCCACGAUUACUUGUUCACAUCAAGUCAUACCGAAACGUCGUACCCGUACCGAGCCACUGGUCCCUCAAACGCGAAUAUCUAUCUUCGAAGCGUGGUGUGGAGAAAGCCCCGUUUUCCUUACCAAAAUUUAUCCAGGAGACCGGAAUUGCAGAAAUGCGUGACGCAGUACUGGAAAAACAAGACGCUGCAAGUCUGAAGCAAAAGCAGAGAGAAAGGGUUCAACCUAAGAUGGGAAAGCUCGAUAUCGAUUACCAAAAACUAUAUGAAGCUUUCUUCCGAUUCCAAACCAAGCCUGAAUUGACACGAUUUGGAGAAGUCUAUUACGAGGGCAAAGAAUACGAAACCAAUCUCAAGCACUUAAGGCCCGGAGAACUUAGCGAGGAGCUGAAAGAGGCACUCAAUAUACCUCCCGGAGCACCUCCGCCAUGGCUGAUCCAUCAACAACGAUUUGGCCCUCCACCAUCAUAUCCUUCUCUAAAAAUCCCAGGACUGAAUGCCCCUCCACCUCCUGGCGGUGCGUGGGGUUUCCAUCCCGGUGGAUAUGGAAAACCACCCGUUGAUGAAUUCAAUCGUCCUCUUUUUGGUGGUGAUAUCUUUGGUGUCCUGCAACCGCAAGUCAACAACCAGGCAGGAGAGCCCGUAGAAAGAACUUUGUGGGGUGAGCUGCAAGCACCAGAAGAAGAAUCCGAGGAAGAAGAAAGCGGCGAGGAGGAAGAAGAGGAAGAGGAAGAAGAUACCGGCACCGGUCUAGAGACACCAAGUGGUCUGGAGACUCCUGGUGGAAUGGCAUCAACCGUCCCAUCAGAAUAUCCUGGCGACAUGAGUGUAGGCGGAGACUUCGACCUGCGCAAACAGAAACGAGGCACAGAGACCGAAGAGUCGACCCAACCCAGAUCAGCAUACACAGUCAUCCCCGAGCGUCAAAUCCGCGCCGAAGGUUUCUUUGGCGGCGAGCGUGCAUACGAUGUCCGUGGUGCGCAGAACUCCAACCUCCCAGUUCUCGGUCAAGAAGACGAAAGCCGCAAGCGCAAGAAGCCUGGAGACGUCGAUGUUUCGCUUGACCCUGAUGCGCUGCAAAAUGAGGACCGCGUCAGUAAAGAGGAGCUGAAACGACGAUUCGAGGAGAAGAAGAAAGAGGAUGAGGGUGCAUGGGAUCACGAAGAUCUUAGUGAUAUGAUUGCCCAGGAGAGAAGAAAGCGACAGAAGCGCGAUGAGGAGAAGCGUGGUGAGAAGCGUGAGAGGAGUUAUAGAUUUUAA
This is a messenger RNA of Glarea lozoyensis ATCC 20868, 1695 nucleotides long. RefSeq lists its product as uncharacterized. Lineage: Eukaryota; Fungi; Ascomycota; Leotiomycetes; Helotiales; Helotiaceae. The record is from RefSeq and is a predicted model, not a curated record. Gene Ontology annotation, cellular component: precatalytic spliceosome; U2-type spliceosomal complex; U2 snRNP. The transcript is spliced from 2 exons. Gene Ontology annotation, biological process: mRNA splicing, via spliceosome. The coding region runs from base 1 to 1695 and encodes 564 amino acids.